CACCAUUCUUUUUCCUGUCAAGCUAUUCCUACCAGACAUUAUCACCAUGGAUAACCUCCCGCAGCACGUCAUCGACACCAUCGUCUCGUACACUAUCGGACGGGACAAGUUGAGACCUGAGCUCCGGACCGACACCAGCCCGCUUACUGUGCCGCAUACUCUGUACCCGCUGAUGGGAAUUUGCCGUGAAUGGCGACGUGUCGCCAGUAGUUUCAUCGGCGAAUCGGCCAUCAUCUUUACCAACUCGCAAGACACCGACAACCAGAACUAUCCUGAGGAUACACCGUCGCUUGGACAUAUCAUUGCAGCCGGGCUCGAACACCAUGUCCGCCAUUUGCAGCUUGAGUCCACUAUCAAGGACAUCGCAGAUGGCAUGGCGUACUCGACGAUCGACUCACUGCUCAGCCUGUGCAAGGGCAAGCUCAAGGGUGUUCAGACAGUAUCUCUCCAUGUUUCAAUUGCCUAUGAGCCCGGACAGCAGCACUUUUUUAUGAUGGGACAGCCCAUGGCUGACCAACAGGAGCAAACGAACAUGGAGAAAGAGGUCACUCAAAAUUCUAGGCGUAUUGGCGAGCUGCUGAAGGAAGCAAUGCCAAACAUCAUUUCGGUGGUGUAUUCUUAUGUGUGCCACUCUAGAUUCAACAACCAGCCUCUGGACAACGCUAUUCUGUCAGCGUUGCUGAGUGCUGCGCCAUCAGCCCAGUAUCUGAGCGUUCUUGGAGGCGAACUGUCGUAUACCACUUUGGGAAGUGAGCUAGCACCCAAUGUCAAGCACAUGCACGUUAGCCUGAGGAAUAGCGGUAGCAACAGAAUUCCUGAGCUAGUUAUUCGCUUCGCAGACCGUCUAGAGACACUGACUGUAGAUAUUCAAGACGGUGAACAGUUUAGUAAACUGUUCAAGGGUCCAGUGGAUGGAUCGCCUGUGGUGUACUCAAAGCUACGUAUGCUCAAAGUAUCAGGUGAAUGCUACUGGAGACAGGAGGAAAACAGCUACACUCUCCAGAUCAACCCCUUCCCGGAGCUGCGGCGGCUCAUAUGCAGGGAUGUAUAUCCAUUCAGAACCAGCCAUGUGCUUCGUUGGAUCCAGCCCACUGUUGAGGUGAUGGAGGUUAAUUUCAGGAACUACGGCUAUAACCAGUUUGUUGAGGAUGGUGUGCUCGAUGCUGACUCGUUCCCGAAUCUGCGCCGUGUCAAUCUGUCAUGGCACAUUGGUCGUGACCGCAUUUCAAUUGCCGAUACAGCAGGCCAGCUCCCGCGUGUAUUAUCACUUAGUCCUGUUCUCAAGGAGGUGAUAUUUGAUACACGGGUCUCUAGUCCUACCAGCGCAGUGGUUCCACUGUACAGGUGUAGGGAUUUGAGAGAGCUAAACCUAGCCGGUGUCCAGUUCACCAUUGCCGAUGCAAUCGGGCUGAUCAACAUAUUCCCAAACCUACAGUCAGUGGUGCUGUCACUGAAGACCAGCCAUGACGUGAACGAGCGAGGUGAUGUCUCCGACGCCGAAGUCAAAGAGUUCCUGGAAAAGCAUGACCGUGUAGCGAAUUCACAGCUCAGGACGCUGGAAAUUAGCACAGUUGUCUUCACUACAAGGCCACGCGCUGCACAGCACAUACUGCUACUGGCUAGCAUUUUCAAGUCUAUCCAGGGCAUAAAAAUCCGCAGUUUCAACGAGAGGCGCGAUGCAGACAUCCUUGGGGCAUUGGAUGAGGCUAAGCAGCGCAAAUGCUUUGAUAACGAUGGAGAGGGUCGACUUCAAUGCAUGAAGGUUUCACUGGUUGAAAAGUAG
This is a messenger RNA of Linderina pennispora, 1783 nucleotides long. RefSeq lists its product as uncharacterized. NCBI's taxonomy places the organism in Eukaryota, Fungi, Kickxellomycota, Kickxellomycetes, Kickxellales, Kickxellaceae. The transcript has a single exon. The record is from RefSeq and is a predicted model, not a curated record. The coding region runs from base 47 to 1783 and encodes 578 amino acids.